Molecule: messenger RNA, 1449 nt
Organism: Diatraea saccharalis (sugarcane borer)
Lineage: Eukaryota; Metazoa; Arthropoda; Insecta; Lepidoptera; Crambidae
Source: the annotation of a GenBank genome assembly
AUGACUACGUGUUUAAUAACCGGCUUGACGAGGAUACUUGUUUUAACGUAUAUUUUGGGGGCAUCGCUGGGUCAAUCUUUUCCUGAUCCGAGCAGUUAUCCAGCGACCGAACUAUCGACUAAUAUUGGUGAGGCUGAACCACGCGAUGGUGGAGCAGACUUAGAGUUCCGGUACCACGACCAUGAUCAGCUCACGCGUUACUUGCGCGCCAUCUCCGCCAAGUAUCCUGCACUAACAGCUCUCUACUCUAUCGGGAAGUCGGUUCAAGGAAGGGAUCUUUGGGUGAUGGUGGUAUCUGCAUCCCCGUACGAGCACAUGAUUGGCAAACCGGACGUCAAGUACGUCGCUAACAUUCACGGCAAUGAGGCAGUAGGCAGAGAAUUGCUACUACAUCUUAUACAGCACUUAGUGACAUCAUAUGAUACGGAUUCGUACAUAAAAUGGCUGUUGGACAAUACUAGAAUACAUUUGAUGCCGUCCAUGAACCCCGACGGUUUUUCCAUUUCGAAAGAGGGGCAGUGUGACACCAUACACGGCAGACACAACGCCCGCCGGUACGACCUCAACCGCAACUUCCCCGAUUACUUCAAAGCCAACACGAAGCAGCCACAGCCGGAGACUGAGGCGGUGAAGGAAUGGAUCAGCAAGAUUCAGUUUGUUGUGUCUGGCUCGCUCCACGGCGGAGCACUAGUUGCCUCCUACCCAUUUGACAACACUCCUAGUGCUAGUCCCCUAAACGCAGUCUUCCAAAGCUACGCUCAUACGCCGUCCAUCGCACCGGACGAUGACGUCUUCCGCCAUUUGUCGCUUGUGUACUCUCGUAACCACGCCAAGAUGGCGCGCGGAGUCUCCUGCAAGUCCGGCUCGCCGCGGUUUGAGAACGGUAUCACCAAUGGCGCAGCCUGGUAUCCCCUUACAGGUGGUAUGCAAGAUUACAAUUACUUAUGGCAUGGAUGUAUGGAGAUCACACUCGAGAUUUCGUGCUGCAAAUAUCCCCCAGCGCACGAACUACCAAAGUAUUGGCAAGAUAAUAAAGAGUCGCUGAUCAAGUUCCUGGCGGAAGCGCACCGAGGCGCUCAUGGGUUCGUAAUGGAUGAGAACGGCAAUCCGGUGGAGCGCGCGGCGGUGCGCGUGCGAGGCCGCGACGUCGCCUACCACACCACCAAGUACGGCGAGUUCUGGCGCAUCCUGCUGCCCGGCAACUACCGACUCGAAGUGUCGGCAGACGGAUACUUACCUCAGGAGGUAGAGUUCAUUGUGGUAGACAGACACCCUACUCUACUAAACGUGACAUUACAUUCCGCCAAGGGGUACGUGGCCGGUCGCACGACGACGCGGAAGCCUUCCCGUGUUGUCCCGAUCAACCUCGACCGUGCUGCACCAACAGUACAAACUACCGCCUCUGCCACCAGUACUACAAGCGGACAAAUACAUUUCCCCCAAGACUAA